GCUGGCUCCGGAAUAGGCCGGUGUUGGUAUUUUAGAACAGAUGGCAUUUUCUCACUGUGCAUUGUCAAAGGAGUAAUGAGCAAUGGCAUUCCGUCUACUGUCACGUCAAAAUCUGAGGAAGUUGUCCUCUUCUUUCACUCUCCUUAAUCCAUCCCAAAAGAUACUACUUUCACCUUCCCUUCCAGCUCUCAGAAGUGAUGUUAUUUCUCCUGGCAAAUACUUAAGCCCCUUUUACCCGUUUGGGAAUUCAUGGGGUGCUCGAUGGGCUAGCUAUGAGUCAGUGAAUCUUGUUUUGUCAGACGAUGGAAAACCUAAGUUUGAGAUUGAAGAGGUGGAGCCCUCCAAGAAGGGGAGGUAUCAGACAAAGAGGCGUUUGAAGCUUCAGAGAAAACGGGAGAAGAAGAAGCGGAAGGAAGCCAAUAAGAAUGAUCCACGGCGUAUCAGACCCAAGGGCAAAAAAAUAAAACAGAAAUUUCCUACAGCUGAAGCUCGGCUCAAAUACAAGAUCGAGAAGGCCAGAUUAAAAGAAGCUAUACUGGUUGAGAAAUUAAAGAGGUAUGAAGUUGCGAAAGCUCAAGGCCCUGCCUCUAAACCAGAGGAUCUCAAUGGCGAGGAAAGAUUUUAUUUGAAGAAAGUUUCACAGAAAAAGUCAAAUUAUGUCCCAAUUGGAAGGCGGGGUGUUUUUGGGGGUGUAAUUCUGAACAUGCAUUUGCAUUGGAAGAAACAUGAGACUGUCAAGGUUAUCUGUAAGCCUUGCAAACCAGGGCAAAUUCAGGAGUAUGCAAGUGAGAUUGCUCGACUGAGUGGUGGUGUUCCUAUUAAUGUUGUUGGAAAUGAUACCAUAGUCUUCUACCGAGGAAAGGACUAUGUUCAGCCAGAGGUCAUGUCACCAAUUGAUACACUGUCAAAGAAAAAGGCACUUGAAAAAUCAAAAUACGAACAAUCGCUGGAGACAGUUCGACGUUUCAUUGCAGUAUCUGAAAAGGAGCUCGAACUAUACUAUCGGCAUGUUGCACUUUAUGGAAAACCAGAAUCCGAGAAUACUGAUCUGGUUCAUGGUGAUGGAAGGGAAGCUUCUUCACUAGAAAUGGAGGAGUUAAAACAUUGUGGAAAGGACCAAGGGCCUCAUCUGGCUGGUAAAGAUUUCUCUGAUAUUGACACAAUGGAUACAUCCGAGUCUGAUGAAGAAUAUGAUUCUAGUAGUGAAUCUGAUGUCAAUGAUGUUGCGACUGGAGAUGCUAUAGAAAGUUCUGAGGACACUGAUGUUUUGGAUCAUCGGGUGUUGUAGGGGGGUGAACUGCAGUUACCAGUCGUGGGACUCCUCAUAACAUCAAAUUUCUUCGAAGUGAGCCACCAGUUCUUAAGACGAUGUUAAUGUGCUAUGAGUAUGGGUGCCAGUGGGGCAUGACUGGCCCAUAAGCUGAUGUCCUGCCAUGCAAACCAAACUCACUAAAUGUCACUGGGUACCAUAUUUUUAUAGAAGGCAGACCGGCUACAUUUUCUCAUGUUGCUCUGACUGCUUUGUCCAGGGGGCAUCCCACCAUUACAUGGAACCCUUAAUGGUGGUGCCGCCAGUUCCAUGGCCUUCCUCAGCCAGCGGCACCAUCACCACCUCUGUUGCUAGCAUCCUCUACAAUGCAUCAUGUGCUGUUUGCCAUCAGCAAAGUAGCCAAUUGUGUGAGCAACUGCCAUCAGCAUAGUUCAUAGUAGCCAAGAGAGCUUAGAUUUUGACCACCUUUUUUCAGUUAGGUCCUGUAAAUUUAAUGUUGUGUACUGUACGCUAACAUUGAAACGAUAUUAAUUUGCUGGAUCCAAAGCUUAAUCAGAAUAUGCGCUUGACCUUUUACUGUCAACCUC
Lolium rigidum is the source of this 1857-nucleotide messenger RNA. RefSeq lists its product as uncharacterized. Gene Ontology annotation, molecular function: RNA binding. Lineage: Eukaryota; Viridiplantae; Streptophyta; Magnoliopsida; Poales; Poaceae. The coding region runs from base 83 to 1288 and encodes 401 amino acids. The record is from RefSeq and is a predicted model, not a curated record. The transcript has 5 exons.